Molecule: messenger RNA, 4878 nt
Organism: Ustilago hordei
Lineage: Eukaryota; Fungi; Basidiomycota; Ustilaginomycetes; Ustilaginales; Ustilaginaceae
Exons: 1
Coding region: 1-4878 (1625 amino acids)
Source: RefSeq, a predicted model, not a curated record
AUGGCAACUUCGCUACAGAACCAUCCCUACAAGCUACCGACACAUUCAUCAUCCCUUCAGGCCGACACCAGUACUGGUCGAUACCACCCGCAGUCCAACACGGCUGCCUAUGACACGAGCAAUACUCAUGCCUCACCCUCCAGUGCGGUGCAUGCUGGUACGAGUGCGGUAACAAUCCACGCUUUGAGGAACAACAGGUCAUCAGCUCGCCUUCAGCCUCCAAUCGAUACCCCCUCCUCCACCGCUUCCUCCUCCACCGCUUCCUCCAGCAACAUGACUUUCCCCCUGGCAGGGCCAAGCCCGCUACAGCCACAGCCCAAGCCCUCUCAUUUGGGUUCAGAGCUCUUUGAUGCUAUUGUUCAGGCUGCCGAUCCAAGACACCCCGACCAUGCCGCAUGGCAGGAGCGCUACGGUUCUCUCUCCACCCAAUCAUCGCGAGCUUCCUUCUCCAGCGCCUCGAAGCGCGACAAGCUUGCUUCACCACGAGUAGGCACGCCAUCCUCUCGUAAGUCACUCGACCACUCAGAUCUUCCAACCCGCAGAAAGCAGACCUCUCGCAGAGCUGGCACAUGGCACUUGCCCAAACCUCAAUCUCAGCAGGCAGGCGCCUCUGACGCCGACGACCCCCUCGCCCCUGCAUUUCAUUCCGGUGACGACCGCUCGACCCCCGUGCGCGCUUCAUUCGAGGGCUCUGUGCGUUCAUAUCGCUCUUCAUCAGUAACCAGCUCAAGUCAUCGAAGACGCAAUCGCAGACUGCGCGAUGCAAACCGUCCCAAACCACUCCUACCUCCCAUUCCACCGCCGAGAGUGACAAGUUCCACAAACUGGCAAUCCACUUUUGGCUCACCUUCGCUUCCAGAGCUUGCAAACUCCACACCUCGCACUGCCAACCAGCCUUCAUCUUCGAGCACCACAAGCGACAACCACGACCAUGACCUUCACCCAGUUCAACCCCAGCCACUUCUCCCAUCGCCAUCCGCGCCCGCUUCGCUUCGUAUCGCACAUCCCUAUGCUUCUGCUAUCUCAUUCGACAAGGUGCACCAAUCACCGCAGCUCUCAUCAAUGCCCAGCAUCCUACAACCUAGCAUUCAGCUCUGCCAGCCGGGGCCACGACUGGACCGUAGUCAUGCUCGUCAGCAAAGCUCGACAUGCACCUCUGCUCACCCAAGCCAUGUCGCCUCACUGGCACAAGCCUCUAUCACCACAUUGCCCGGCGACACCAUCCUGGACGACAAGAGCUUCUUGCAUCUUCCUCGUCGGCCACUACUGGCAGGUACAAAGCUUGCCUCGCCACCUUCUCAGCCAUCCACACCUUCCAGGCCGACACAGAUCGCAAAAGCAGCUCAUCAGAUUGCACCCUCUCGCAGGUCGCUGAGCAAGAUUCGUCAUCUUCUCGGCCCCGAAAUGCCUACACUUGGCGGGCCGCUGUUCCCCGAAAAGCUCGGUGCAUCAAUCCAACAAGCCACCGACCCAAUGCCGCGAUCUCCAACUGGGCCGCCGCCAGCCGUUCCUCCCAAGCACAGCGCGCUACCUGUGCAUCAGAAGACCGGAUCAGUGCCACGCUUACCUGUACCGGCUCUCACUAGCGAAGAAGCCCAAGAGAUAUGUCAAAGCCUAGAUGUCUCGCAAAAGGUCGAUCUUAACAUCUUUCCAUUGCGUCAUGACGAUCAGUUCCGCGCCAACGACAAUGAAUUCGAGAACUCGGAUGACCAAGAGCCCGAGGACAACAAUGCAGAAGGCUCAGGAGCCCUUCCACAUCUUUCGACCUCUGCUUUUCAUUACACCCAACAACCUUCCGCUUACAAGCCGUCCAGAGGUCCUGGUGUAGUGCGUCGCAGUCUAGAUUCCAUCAUCUCGCCUUUUCGUGCAGGCUUGCUCAACGGGCCUGCUACAACAGCUAGGCCAGCUGCUACUGGCAACCGUGUCAAGUCGAUCCUUGCUGUACCGCAAGUUGAGCCCAUCCUUAGGGGUCGUCGAAGCUUCUCCGACUCGCGCUUCGUGAGGCCUUUCCUGCCUCGACCACGCAACGCGACGCUUGCUAGACACACGCGACCGCUUAGCAAAGUACUUGACCGACCCGAAAAUGAGAUCGUAGAUGCCCUGCGAUGCUCAGACAUUCAGCAACGUGUUACUGUGCCAUCGACAAGGGGCAAUAAAGUCUCCAACCCUGCAGCCCAAGCGCCACAGGACCGUAAUGAGGCUUCGACUCUCAAUGCUGGUGCCGCAAAUGCAGCUGAGUCUCCAUCCAGUCGCAAGUCUAGGAGCGUAGGUCUGCGCAGAAAGGCGUUGCCACAGGCAGGUACAGAGUUUAGUGGCAUUGGCUGUGAAGCAUCCUAUGACAAUGUCGGCGGCCAAGAUGCAUCUUUACCCACCAUGUCCAGCUCACGCAGCAUCGCCAGCACUUUCAGUCGCUCUACCAGCAACCUGCACGAGAGUGUCGACUCGCCAUACGACACGUUUGCCCGCAAUGCUUCCCUGACCAUAUCGCAGCAGCAGCCUAGACGUGGUAAAAUCGGCGGCUUCUUCAGCAAAGUCAAAAGUUCCAUGACACCAAAGGCAACGCAGAGUACACCUGCGCGCCAGUUCCCGACCAAGUUCUCCUCGUCAGCAGCAUCAAGCCCGUAUCAAGCGUCAUUCGGCUCCCCUGCCGGAGGUCCACCAGGAUACAGCCCAGCGAAUGCCAACAAGGCCGAUCGACCCUUCCGCAACCGCGUCAAGUCUUUGACAUCUCCUCGCCGUCUGUCCUCGUCACGCAGCAAUAAUGACAUGGCGGCUGUACCGGCAGUGCCGGCUAUCCCACAACAUCUUGCCGGCCUACAGAAGGACAAUAUCGGCAAUCAAGAACACAUGCAAAGCUACAGCCGCCCCUCAAACCGGAUCCUCGCUUCGAUGUCAGCCAGCUUCGCUAGCCCAGAACAAGAACUGACUCGCUCUGUUUGGGAAGAAUCACCAAUGAUGCCAACCUCGUCUAGCUUCGCGUCAGCUGAGAAGGCCUCUAGAUCUCUUGGAAGGCUGCUGCGACGAAUGAAGACUCAAGAAGACUUUGCUGCUCUGACCGAUAGCUUUGUACCAUUGCCACCCAAGAUCUCUCACCCCGACCUUGCCGAGCAGACUGCACCUAGGUCAUCGAUGUCGUCUACUCGAGGUUUUGACGUUGUUGAGCCGGUAGAUCCAUCUGUGCCUGUGGGACAGACGCGCACCACUAUUCGCAAGACGUUGAGCCCAGCACUGCUCAGCGAAACGCCUCAGCCAGGGUUGGAAGCCACGUUGGAUGAUGCAGAUUUAAGCACCCUCGGAUUUGGCGACAAUGGCAGAUCCAGAGCCAGAGCCAGAGCCAGAGCCAGAACGGAUUUCGAAGCUGACAACCAGCCCACAGGUGAAGAUGCCGCAGAAGAGCUUGGCGAGACAUUUGGUAAUGAACAGCGGUUCAAGUCGCCACGUGGUCGUUUCAUCCGUGGUAACCUUUCAGUGGAUCGUCUCUCACGUGUAGAAGAGCUCAGCGAGCGCCUAUCGUACCUCGCUGAGCCUGCUGCAGAGUUGGAUGCAGUUGGUGGCGUUUCCCCUACGCCCAGGUCGUUGCCCACCUCGCCCAACCCGCGCUCAUUCGGCGAACACAGAUCAGUGCGAAGAAGCGUCAGCGGCAAUGUACGAGCACAGCCGUUACCGCCAACCCUGCAGCUUGCAGCGCCUCAAAAUGCCAGGCCCCGCAAGAUCAGCCUCGACAUUCUGCGUCCGAGCAGGAAGUCGGAAUCGACUGUUCGAGAAGCUUCUUCCCUCGAAUCGCCUGCUUCACUUCGUUCUGGGUUCAUCAGCUCACCGACCACGAACAAGCUCUCAACGACACCCAAGACCCCAGCUACACCAAGCUUUGGCGAGCAACUGACACCUUGGCGCUCGACUAGCUUCAGCACUGCACGCAGUGCUGGUCGAACAUCUUUCUCGCAAGAUCGCGAUCGUGCUCCGGUAGCAAGUCCGAUCAGUCCUCCAAUGCCUACGAGCUCGAGUGUUGGACAGGCGAUCAAGCGCUUGGGUAUCAAGAGCAAGGGUGACAAGGCCAGCAAGGGUAUUGGACCCGCCGAUGUCAUUGUGCUCGACUUUGACGAUGAGCAAGGCUGUGGUGACGACGCCAGCAACGAGAUGGGUUCGCGACCAUCGAUGUCAGUGGAAGCUCGGCCUUCAUUUGGUGGCGGUGCAAGGCCUUCUUUCAGCAGUUUUGCGCGACCCUCUUUUGGCGGUGGACCAAGGCCGAGCAUCGAAGCUACGGGCCGCAACAGUCUUGUGGCAGCAGAGAUGGUGACCAAGCUGUUGGAGGUUGAGGCAAGCGAGUUGGUGCCGAGCCCUGUUACACCAUCCUUCGGACAGCAGUUGCCCAAGGAGAUGGGAGGCAGCUCGGCAUCCUUGAAUCGCGGCGCCGCGAUCGAUGGGGACGCGAGCCCAAACGGAGGAGAGAUGGCGGGAUUGGGUAUCGGCUUAGUGCAGUGGUCUGAUGGCAUGCCGAUGGGUGCGGGUGAUAGCAUUGAUGCUUCGACCUCAGACGGAACUUUCACUUCUCAAGGCAUUCAGACUCCCGAGAACGGUUCUCUAUCACACAGAUACACAUCCCAGCUUCCCUACCGAACUGACCCGACAGGUGCAACAACUCCGCACGCCCGACCUAGCAUGGACACAGGCAGGAGCAUGGGUACACCAGGACCGGCCAAGUCGGCGGAACUGCUUGCGUUCGAGGAUAUGCUGGGCAAGUUUCCGCAGCAACAGAAAUCGCUUCUGCAGCAUAUCUCGGCUCGUGUUGCCAAGACUCCCAAUGUAGGAGGAGGCGGACCGAGCAGUCGUGAAGAGGUGACCAGCUCCUCGUGUGUUUUCCCAGACCUUUCUGGAUAG